Molecule: messenger RNA, 444 nt
Organism: Monosiga brevicollis MX1
Lineage: Eukaryota; Choanoflagellata; Craspedida; Salpingoecidae
Exons: 5
Coding region: 1-444 (147 amino acids)
Biological process (GO): protein sumoylation
Cellular component (GO): nucleus
Molecular function (GO): ubiquitin-like protein ligase binding; protein tag activity
Source: RefSeq, a predicted model, not a curated record
AUGCGAUUAUACACCAGUGAACUUUCUCUCUCUCUCUCUCUCUCUCUCUCUCUCUCUCUCUCUCUCUCUCUCUCUCUCUCUCUCUCUCUCUCUCUCUCUCUCUCUCUCUCUCUUUCUCACACACACACACACUGGAACGAAAUGGCAGCGCCUCCGCCCGCUGAAGACGUCAAGCCCACUGUCAAGGCCGAGGGCGAUGGCUACAUCAACCUGCGCGUGACUGGCAGCGAUGGCGCCGAUACGCACUUCAAGAUUAAGCGCGUCACUCAAAUGAAGAAGCUCAUGGACGCUUAUUGCCAACGCAAGGGCCUGAGCAUGCAGUCAGUCCGCUUUGUCUUUGACGGUACCAACAUUGGCCCCGAUGACACGCCCACCAGUCUGGAGAUGGAUGAAGACGACAGCAUUGACGUCUUCCAUCAGCAGACGGGUGGCUACACUUGCUAA